CUAUCCCCUAGGCCCCCACUUUAUUUUUCCUCCGCCCUCUCUCUCUCUAAAAACCUUUCUACUUCAAUUCCUACUCCACAACUUCUCUAAAGCAUUUUUGGACACUGAAGCUCUCUCUCUCUCUUUCCCCUCUCUGUACUUCCAGAACUUUCUUCCACUCGAAUGGCAGCCACGACAGAAGCCAAAGGAGUGAAACCAGAAAUUAAAGAAGGGAAAACAGAGCCCAAAGAAGCGAAACCAGAGUCUAAAGAUGUAACAGAAGAAAACACAGAACCUCCUCUCAAGUACAAGACAUGGGUCUUGAAAGUCUCCAUCCACUGUGAAGGAUGCAAAAGGAAAGUCAAAAAGAUCCUCACAAACAUUGAUGGUGUUUAUACCACAAACAUUGAUUUGAGACAACAAAAAGUAACAGUGACAGGAAACGUUGAGGCAGAGACUUUGAUUAAGAAAUUGGUAAAGGCAGGCAAGCAUGCAGAGUUAUGGCCUGAAAAAGCUGUCCAGAAAGAGAAAAAGCAAGGCAAAGGAAAGAACAAGAAACAGAAAGAAAAAGAGAAACAGAGCGACCAAGAAAGCAGUGAAGAGGGUGAUAUUAAAGAAAGGGAAAGUGAACAGCCGGUACAAGACUCUCCUAAAAGCAGUGAAAACGGCGGCACGCACAAAAAUUUCGACGGCGGUAAUGUUAACAAAACCGGUGAAGGUGGUGGGGCGACCGGAAAAUCCGGUGGACAAGUCAAGGAUCCGAAGCCUGAGUCCAAGCAGAGUGUGACCAUUUUGGUCGGUAACCCGUCUCCGGCGGCUGAAAAGAAGGUUGUUAUCGGUGGUGGAGAAAGCGAAGGUGGUAAUGUUGAGAAAAGUGGUGGUGGUGGCAGUGGAGGGAAAAAGAAGAAAAAGAAGGGGCAUAAGGGGAAUAAAAAUGUUGAAGAGGGUGUGCAUUCUGGUGAUGCACCCGCACGCACUGGAUCACCUUCACCUCCUCACGGUCACAGCCACAGCCACGUUCAAGGUUACGGUCAACCAACAUUUCCACAUCCAGCCAAUCAUAUCCCUCCACGUCAUGACGUGUACCAGUACCCCACCCACACACAUUACUAUGCACCUCCGGUGUACGCUGUGAACUACAAUACUGCACAACCUAGCAGUAGCCACAGCGCAUCGUAUUAUUCUGCACCACCACCGUAUUCAUACGCGUACGUGCAUCCAAGCUCUACCACUGAAUCUCCACCGUCGGAUUUCGACUCCUAUCCGCCGCACCGAUCCGAGUCGUUCGAGAUAUUCAGCGAUGAAAACCCAAAUGCAUGCUCAGUUAUGUGAUGUCACCAUGGAGGAAGUCAAGAAAUGACUGUUUUAGACAUCAUGGGGGCAUGGGACUUUAAUAAGUUUGUGGGGGUAAUUUUGUAAUGAACGUGAAUGUAGAUAUGAAGGGGAAAAACCCUUCUAGUUUUAAGUUAAUAAGAGGGGAUUUUAGUGUUCCUCCCUAAAAUCCUCUCUGUUUAGCUAUGUGUUUGUGAAAUUGUUGCUUAGCUUUAAUGUAGUAAGUUUUACUCUUUUUGAGGGUGAUUAAAGUUGCAAUGCUUGAUUGUUGUUU
Tripterygium wilfordii is the source of this 1585-nucleotide messenger RNA. Its product is annotated as heavy metal-associated isoprenylated plant protein 35-like. The record is from RefSeq and is a predicted model, not a curated record. NCBI's taxonomy places the organism in Eukaryota, Viridiplantae, Streptophyta, Magnoliopsida, Celastrales, Celastraceae. The transcript is spliced from 3 exons. Bases 163 to 1311 code for a protein of 382 amino acids. Gene Ontology annotation, molecular function: metal ion binding.